AUGACCCGAACUUCCCCCCCGUGGGGUGUGACGUCAUCGAAGCGGCGCGAACGGUUCAGGGUGUAUCGUGGCUAUCGCACACGAAGAGAGCUUCGCGGAUUUGGUUUAUCGGCUUCAACACGAUGGGCGGAGGCAUUUCGCGAAGCCCAGUGGCACCGACUUCAUCAACCCGCAAAUACUCGAGUCGCGUCCGCAGAUGAGGGUUUCAACCAAGCGCGACGAAAUUGGCAACGAGCGGUCAGUGUCGCUAAACGAGCUGGCGGCGAUGAUGACCGUGUUUCGGGGUCUCCGUCCACCAGAUCCCGGUCCACCCACAUUGACGAGAUUUCACCGAGGGCAACCGCUAAGACGAUGGAUUUGAGAUAUUUCCUGGAAAUGGUGGAUCUCAAACAUCGACAUGGGAGUAAUUUGCGCUCAUAUCACAACUAUUGGCAGAAUUCGCCAUCCAACCAAAAUUUCUUCUACUGGCUCGACUAUGGCGAAGGAAAGAAUUUGGAACUGGAGCAAUGCCCACGAGAGAGGCUUGAGAAACAGCAAGUUCGCUAUCUCACCCGCGAGCAACGUAUGAAUUACCUAGUCACGGUGGACGAUGCUGGGUUGUUCCGGUGGGCCAAAAGCAACGAGCUAGUGUGGACAAAUAGCACACGCUUCAAAGACAGCCUUGAGGGGAUCGUAGCAAUGGAACAUGAUGCACCAGAAUUUAUUGGAAACCAAACCACCGCGGAAUUUGCAUCUAUCUCAAGCUCUUCCUCAUCGCCAUCAUCUUUGUCAUCUUCUACAAAGAGCAUUGGCAGUGUGUUGUCCAACGAGGAGACCAAACCUUUCACCAAGGAGGAGUACAAGGCUGCGAAAGUGAUGAAGAAAGUCCUUCAUGCAACCCCAACUACUGCAUUCAAGCGAAUGGUCGGCCGGUCCACCGAAAAAGAAAACAUGUGGAUUUUCGUCGCAGACAGUUCUUUUCGCUUAUACAUUGGAAUAAAAAAAUCAGGAGCCUUUCAGCAUUCCUCAUUUCUAAGAGGUGCUCGCAUCGCCGCAGCUGGAAUGAUCAAGGUAAAACACGGCCAAAUACGUAGUUUGGCACCGCUGAGACCCCCAGCCGCCAACUUUCGGGCAUUCCAUCAUGCCCUUCAACAACAAGGGGUGGAUAUGUCACACGUCUCUAUGAGCAAGUCCUAUAUGAUGCUCGCUGGAAUUGAAGGUUACACUAAAACAAAACGAAAAUUCCGCGCAAUUCACGGGAAAUUGGACCAGCAUGAACCAGCCGUCUCUAAGCCUCCCGAAUGA
Molecule: messenger RNA, 1284 nt
Organism: Penicillium antarcticum
Lineage: Eukaryota; Fungi; Ascomycota; Eurotiomycetes; Eurotiales; Aspergillaceae
Product: IQ calmodulin-binding motif protein
Exons: 5
Coding region: 1-1284 (427 amino acids)
Source: RefSeq, a predicted model, not a curated record